UUGAGUCAGAGAAACGAACACUAAGGAAUUUUAGUGGUAUAGUGUCUGUGUGAAAUAUAUUGGAAAAAGAGUGUUUUGUUUAUAAUUUUAAUUGCAAAAACUGCACAUAGGCACACGGCGCGUGCACACACCAACGCACCGCACCCGCACGCCCCCCUGAGGCCACCACCCGAAAGUGUUAUCAGUGGAGCGAACACGGCGCUCCAAACGCCAAAGAAAAAAAUGGCGCCCGCAGCAGCAGACUCUGGCUGACUUUCUUUUCGUUCGGAAUCUAUAUAGUCGUUCAGUUCGCCCCAGUCUCGUCGUCGGCGGACGAAUGCGGUGAUUUUCGUUGGCGUUUUCGUCGCAGUGCGAUCCCCUCGAAACAUACAUUGAAAAGUGCCAAUAUAACCAAACGAGAGACCAAAACGAAACGAAACAAAUCGAAAUAUUAUUGUUGUGUUGUAUAUUGUUCGGCUCGAACACACAGCCGCAAAUUACCAUUACCAAUUUCCACUUACUACUACUAGAAAGGAGGCUAGUAUUUUGUACGUGCUUUAGAAUACAUACAUACAUACCUACAUAUACCACAAGCAAGCGAGAAGUGUGCAAUUACAUUUGCGUUUGGAAAUUUUGCGCUUUUUUCUCUUCCGCCUCCUUCCAACCCUCCACCCCCCAAUCUCUCUCUCUCUCUCUGUUCCCCCGUUUGCCUCUGCACCGCACUGUGCUAAAUAAUGUGCGCCGCCCAGAAUCCGCCGCCCUUCGGCUAUACCUGGGGCUUUGCAGACAACGGCAGCCGCAACGCCGAAUCUGUCCUGGAGAUAUCGCCGAACAUCAACUACACGGUCAGCGGGGAGUCGAUGCCCUAUUUGUUAUCCACGGAUGGAUCGUUGGCAGUUCAAAAGGAUGUCAAAGGGCUCACCGGUGCCGGCAAUAAGAAUGUCGUGCGCCGCAUGUUUGUGGUAAACGAUGCCUCAUUUCCACCAGGGACACAGAGGGUAAUUACCGCGGGAGGAUCAUCGACGGUGGUGAAGAAGCAGGACGCCAAUCAGCAGGUGUUGAGCCUGGACAAGAACUAUCUGCUUGUGGAUCCGGCCACGGCAGCAGCAGCUGCAGCGGCAGCGGGUGGCGAUCCGUCGGUGGCCCAUCAUCACCACACACUAGCGAAUGGCAGCAUUGUCGAUGCCAAGACCGGACAGACGGUGCUAACCGCUGGCUCGGCGGCGGCAGCCAAGUCGCACUUCAGCUCCAUCGGAGCGCUGCAUCUAACGCAAGAGGAGUGCAACGAGAUCCUGAUCAAGCGCGCCAUCGCUGCCGGCCAUCAUCAGACGCACACGAUCACCACUGCCGAUGGGACGCACCAUCAUGCGUCUGGCGGGACACCAAGUUUUUGUUCCGUUGGCGGUGCAACAACACUCUUAGGUGACAUACUUCCUGGUAUUUCAGUUCAAGUACAGAAAGUAAUCCAGGGACUCGAGGAUAACGAGGACUCGCAGGGCGAAGCACCCAAUUUAAAGUUGGAGCCAGGCACUUUGGAGCUGUCCCCGAAGACCGAACUACAGGAAUCAAUGCAUUUCAGCGAAGUCUAUUCACAGACGGACGCCACCAUUAAGAAGGAAAGACCGUACAGUUGUGACGAGUGCGGCAAGUCCUUUCUGCUCAAGCAUCAUCUGACAACCCACGCACGCGUGCACACAGGUGGUGAACGUCCCCACAUUUGCACCCAUUGCGGCAAGAGCUUCGCGCACAAGCACUGUCUCAACACGCAUCUGCUGCUGCACUCGACGGAACGACCGUAUCAGUGCCAGGAGUGCAAGAAGAGCUUCACCCUCAAGCACCAUCUGCUGACCCAUUCGCGUGUCCAUAGCCGGGAGCGACCUUUUGUCUGCCAGGAGUGCGGGCGCGCCUUUCCGCUCAAGCGUCAUCUGGUCACGCACAGCAAAUUUCACGCCGGCGAGCGACCGUACGUUUGCGAGGAAUGCGGUGAGAGCUUUGCCCAGGAGAAUCACCUGAUUAUGCACUCGCGCUUUCAUGGUUCAUUGAAUCCAUUCGUUUGCGCCGAGUGUGGAGCCUCGUUUCCACGCAAGUUCCAGUUGGUUAACCACGGACGUAUUCACGGCAAGAUCCCCCAUUCGUGCACGGUGUGCGGCAAAGAGUUUCUACAAAAGCGAACGCUAGUUUCCCACAUGAGACGAGUACACACCGGUGAGCAGGCGCAUCCCUGCGUCAGCUGCGGCGAGGGCUUCCUCACCAAGGCCGAACUGCACCAGCAUGUGAGGACGGCGCAUAAUGGCGUCAAUCCAAAUACGAGCAGUGCCACCAUCAUAGCCAAUCAGCAGCAGCUGCAACAGGCCCAUCAUCAUCCCGGACAGCCGCAUCCACAGACGAUUACUGUGGUAAGCAAUCCGGCCAACUCCACGCUGCUGACUGUGUCUACUACGGAUGCUAAUGGCGUGGCCAGGCCACAGUUCGUGUGCCGCGAAUGCGGCAGCGCCUUCAAUAGCCGAGAAGCCUUAGCACUUCACUUGCGCCUUCAUACUGGCGACAAGAGUCUAAUGACCGAUCUGUGCGCUUUGACAGCCGCCUUGCCGGGUCACUUCUUGAGCACGGCCAGCUUGAAUCCGGGUACCGUAGUCACGGCCAACCCGAAUCUAGUGGGCCAGAGCCCAGUGCCCGUGCAGAUUAUAUCGUCGACCGGACAGGUGAUGUCGCAGACCACGCUGGUGCAGGCCGCCAACUCGACCCAUCCGCAAGCCGUGGUCACCGCAGUGCCGACCAUGCCUGUGCAUGGCCAGCAGCAGCACCUGCAGCACGUACAGCAGCAGCAGCAACAGCAGCAACAACAGCAACAGCAGCAGCAUGUCGUAUCUGUUGCGCCGGCCAACAAGCCCAAGUCGCAUUUCUGCGCCAGUUGCGGCAAAGGAUUCGCCGCCAAGCACGGUCUCAUGCAGCACAAUCGCCGGCAUCCGAACGGCGGCUGUACGGUGCGCACUCAUGUGUGUGAAUGCGGCAAGGCCUUCUUCCAGAAGAACCACCUGAUGCUGCACCAGCGCCAGCAUCUGGAGACGAAGCCAGCCAUAUCGCAGCAACAGGAGGCGUCCUCGGCCCAGCAGCAGCAGCAACAACAGGCGGCUGGGUCGGCCAGCGGUGGACAGCAGCCGGCGCAGGUUCAAGUGCAGAUAUUGCCUGAUGGUCAGAUUCAUGGCAAGGUGAUCAAGUACGAGAUCUGUCGUAGUGUCCUGCCCGAGGAUCAGCAGCAGCAGCAGGCGGACAUAGACGGGGAAUAACCGAGAGCGACUGUAAAUACGUGGCAAGUGCAACCAACAGUGACAGCAGGAACAGCAGGAGCAGCAACUUUAGUAGCAUAAACACCAGAAGCAGCAGCAGCACCAGCACACAGGCAUUAUCCAGAUGGAUCCCUCCCGGAGAAGAGAUAAGCGAUUCCCUUAAUUGUAAUAUUUUUUAGUUAGAACCUAGGCUAGCGGCUAAGUAAUCGCAGUGUACACAUAUUGAUAGUUAACUAGCAUGGGAAAACACCUUAUAUAUAUACAUAUAUAUAUUUAUAUAUAUAUAUAUAAUAUGUAUACACAGACAUAUAUAUAGGAUUACGUAGAAAGUAUCUGUUAAUUAAUUUUGCGAUGCGUUGGUCGCAUCUAAAAGAACAACCGCCGGUAUAUGAGUUGCAAAGUUUUAAAGCGUUACGUUCUAUUGGUUCUAUGGAUUACACAAACCCGACUUUUAAAAUAACAAUAACAACAACACAACAACUUAUAAAACUCACAAAAACUUAUAUAUUCAAAACUAGAUGACAAAUAUAAAUGCUUAAUUGUAAAAUGUAAACAACUAAAAAAAAAUAACACGAAAAAAAAGAAGUA
Molecule: messenger RNA, 3854 nt
Organism: Drosophila serrata
Lineage: Eukaryota; Metazoa; Arthropoda; Insecta; Diptera; Drosophilidae
Gene: cg
Product: zinc finger transcription protein combgap
Biological process (GO): regulation of transcription by RNA polymerase II; embryonic hindgut morphogenesis; embryonic pattern specification
Cellular component (GO): nucleus
Molecular function (GO): RNA polymerase II transcription regulatory region sequence-specific DNA binding; DNA-binding transcription factor activity, RNA polymerase II-specific
Source: RefSeq, a predicted model, not a curated record